Molecule: messenger RNA, 354 nt
Organism: Monoraphidium neglectum
Lineage: Eukaryota; Viridiplantae; Chlorophyta; Chlorophyceae; Sphaeropleales; Selenastraceae
Exons: 1
Source: RefSeq, a predicted model, not a curated record
GAUUGCUCUCGCAGCAGCAGCGACGAAGUUCACGGCACAGCGCGCGCCGCACGCCGCGCGAUGGUGCCGCUCCGGCUAGACCUGUCCGCGCCAGAGGCGCACCCAUCGACCAGCGGCGACGCGGGCGGCGGGCCGGCCCCCAUCACACCUGCGCAGUGGAUGGACCGGAUCGAGACGCAGCUGGGCAGCCACGGGCGCAGCCGCAGCGCCUCCGCGGGCGCGGCCGAUGCCGACGCCGACGCACCCGCCACGCGCCGCGCAGCCGCGGCUGCGCCGACGCCGCUCGUCCCGCCGGCGUUUGUGUGUCUUGGCUUGAUGGGCGCCGGGGGCGGCGGCGGGGGCGGCGGCCACUGA